Suillus discolor is the source of this 1200-nucleotide messenger RNA. RefSeq lists its product as uncharacterized. Gene Ontology annotation, cellular component: Golgi apparatus. Gene Ontology annotation, molecular function: metal ion binding; GTPase activator activity. Gene Ontology annotation, biological process: endocytosis; endoplasmic reticulum to Golgi vesicle-mediated transport; intra-Golgi vesicle-mediated transport. The record is from RefSeq and is a predicted model, not a curated record. The transcript is spliced from 5 exons. Bases 1 to 1200 code for a protein of 399 amino acids. NCBI's taxonomy places the organism in Eukaryota, Fungi, Basidiomycota, Agaricomycetes, Boletales, Suillaceae.
AUGUCCAGGCAAGAUAAAGCCACGACUGAGCGAAACGCUAAAAUUCUCAAAGAUUUAGUCAAGCAGUCGGACAAUAAGGUUUGUGCAGACUGCAAGCGGAACGACCCUCGUUGGGCAUCAUGGAAUUUAGGUGUCUUUCUGUGCAUUCGCUGUUCAGGCAUCCAUCGUGGCAUGGGAACGCAUAUUAGCCGCGUCAAGUCCGUCGAUCUUGAUAUCUGGACACCGGAACAGAUGGAGUCGAUUCAGAAAUGGGGGAAUCGUCGUGCCAACUUGUACUGGGAAUCCCAUCUAAAGUCUGGUCAUGUCCCCCCAGAGCAUAAAAUGGAUUCAUUCAUUCGUUCAAAAUACGAAUCUCGAAGAUGGGCACUUGAUGGACCCCCGCCGUCCGAUCCGUCGGUUCUUGAGACUGAAACCUCGAAUGGAUAUACUUCACAAGCUGCUGAGCAGCCACCCCCCACGGCUACGCAAUCCUCACGCCCAACUCAUAUACCAAAUACCAGUAUCUCUGGUGCAAGAUCAGCAUCUCCAACACUCCAAACCCACAUCACAACACGUCAGCCUCAAUCCCGUCAAUUACUCUCCUCCGCAAUCGCCGGUAGAGCGAUCAACUCUGAAGUCACUAUCAUUACCUCCCCAACAUCUGCUGCACCUCAGCCAACGUUCGCGCAGUCCACCCCUCCAUCUCAAGAUGACCUAUUCUCACUAGACUUCCAUGCACCCGCUCAAAAGGCGGCCCCACCGCCGUCAUCUAAAGAUAUGAAAUCAGACAUCAUGUCCCUCUUUUCCUCUGCUCCUGCUGCCGUCCCCAGUCAUUCCAACCUGUCGACAGGUGCUAGUUCCGCUACUUUUGGCACUUUUGCGCCACCCUCUCAGUCACAAUUAGCAUGGGAUGGAAGCGCUCCUCAGACACAACCUCAGCCUACAAGCAUGAUGGGGACCGGUGGCACUGGUUUGUGGGGCGCUUCUUCUGGCUGGAACGCUACUCCCGUUCCACCCUCCCAAAACACACUAUGGGGGAGUUCUGUAACUCCUACGGCGCAACAGCCCCAGUCUCAAGUGAACUCAUUCAAUACAAAUGACAUCUGGGGAUCGUCUGUCUCCGCACCCAGUAACUCCAACAACCUUCUCGGCACUUCUCAGGCGCACCCUGCGCCCAAGAAGGACGAUGUAUUCGGGGAUCUAUGGGGUGACUUCAAGUAA